CCUACGAGUCCAGUCAUGCUGGAGACACUCGGACUCUGGGCUGGACUCAGUUCCUUCCUGCGGCGCUGCAGCCUCCAGCCCUGCGCUGCCCAAGGACGCGCGCACAGGAAAAGGCCCCUCCAGGAGCGCUUGGAAGGGGGGCACCCUGCGGAUGGGGCUCCACAGGACCCCCGCUCAAGCUCCCAGAGCACCCCGGGGUCCCGGGGAGCAGGCAGCCCCCGCGCCCGGCGGGAUUCGCUGCUCCCCACUCCCACUCGGUUCCCCCGACUGAAGCCCACCCUGACCGCAGAACCCCCCGCGGGCUCCGCCGGGAGCCCCUGGCCCGCGGCCGUGCAGGGAACGCGGCCGUGCUCCCGUCCUGGCCGCCGUGAGGAACCCUCGAGGAAUCCUCUGGCAGCGCCGGGAGAUGCUCCCGGCGAGGCAGGGCCAGCCGGAGCCGCGGGCGGGCGGCUGCGGUCCCGCGGCAGGUGCUGGGGCCGCGGGGGUGGCACCGGAGCCUGGGGGGUGGCCAGGACCCCCCGGUUCUGGUCCCUGAGCGAGCGGCUGGGCGCUGGCAGCGGGGACAUGGGGCUGGCUCCGGGUGACACCAACUCGUGCCCUGGGCUGGGGUAUCCCCGUCUCAGCUGCGCACACCCCUGGAAGGGGGAGGGAUGCAGCCCCCUCCCCUCCCCACCCCUCCCUUCCCCUCCCCUCCACACACCUGGGGAAUGGGGAGCCCCCCGGCACGGCUCCCCCCUUGCAUGGAGCAGGGGGUGCUGCUUUCACAGCCAGGACCCCCCAUUUGGCGAGGGCAGUGCCGGGGGGCACCGGGAGGGGAUCAGGAGCCGGGGACACCCCGGCCCCGUGGGGACAGAGGUGUCGCCGGGGAUUGGGGGCGACAGGGCGACAAGUUCGGGGCUCCUCUCUACAGCCCCAGGCCCGACCCCCGCCCCGCUGCGCUCCGCCCCGGGCCGGCCGCGGCUGCCCCGGCGCCUCCCCGCGCCCUCCCGGCCGGGGCGCGGCUAUAAGGAGCGGCGGGGCCGGCGGCGGGCGCGGGGCGGCGGAGCGACGGGCGCGGCAGGUGUGGGGGACAUGAGCGGGGACAUGCGGGCCCUGCUGUGCCUCUGGCUGGUGGCCCAGGUGGCCCAGGUGGCCGCGUCCUCGCGGGUCCGCACCCGCCGGGAGCUGGGCCCCGGUUUGUACCAGCACGGGGUGUACGACGCCGGGGGCUCGUACUGCCAGCGGGGGGACGUGUGCUGCCACGGCCGCGACGACGCCUGCACCGUGCCCUAUCACGACACCCUCUGCUACUGCGACCUCUUCUGCAACCGCACCGUGUCCGACUGCUGCCCCGACUUCUGGGAAUACUGCCUGGGCAUCCCGGCGCCCUUCCCCAAAGCCUCAGGCUGUGCCCGUGCUGGACGCGAUUAUCCCACCGGGGCCACGUACAGGGAGAACUGCAACCUGUGCACCUGCGGCCCCGGCGGGCAGUGGCAGUGCGAGGACCACGCGUGCCUGAUGGACGGGGAGCUGAUCGACGCCGUCAACAGAGGCAAUUACGGCUGGAGAGCCGCCAACUACAGCCAGUUCUGGGGGAUGACCCUGGAGGACGGGAUCCGGCACCGCCUGGGCACCUUCCGACCUUCCCCCACCGUCAUGAACAUGAACGAGAUGCACAUGAACAUGGACUCCAACGAGGUGCUGCCGCGUCACUUCGAUGCCGCGGCCAAGUGGCCCGGGAUGAUCCACGAGCCGCUGGACCAGGGCAACUGCGCGGGCUCCUGGGCGUUCUCCACGGCCGCCGUGGCCUCGGACCGCAUCUCCAUCCACUCCAUGGGACACAUGACCCCCGCGCUGUCCCCGCAAAACCUCCUGUCCUGUGACACCCGCAACCAGCGCGGCUGCAGCGGGGGGCGCCUGGACGGGGCCUGGUGGUACCUGCGGAGGAGAGGGGUGGUGACAGACGAGUGCUACCCGUUCACGAGCCAGCAGAGCCCACCGGCAGCCGCGCCCUGCAUGAUGCACAGCCGCUCCACGGGCCGGGGCAAGCGACAGGCGACAGCGCGGUGCCCCAACCCCCAGACCCACUCCAACGAGAUCUACCAGUCCACGCCCGCCUACCGCCUCUCCUCCAGCGAGAAGGAGAUCAUGAAGGAGCUGCUGGAGAACGGCCCGGUGCAAGCCAUCCUGGAGGUGCACGAGGAUUUCUUCAUGUACAAGAGCGGGAUCUAUCGGCACACGCCGGUGGCCCAGGGGAAGGGCCCGAAGCACCAGAGACACGGGACCCACUCGGUCAAAAUCACCGGGUGGGGAGAGGAGCAGCUUCCUGAUGGCCAGACCCAAAAAUACUGGACGGCGGCCAACUCGUGGGGCACGGGGUGGGGCGAGGGCGGCCACUUUCGCAUCGCCCGCGGCGUCAACGAGUGCGAGGUGGAGACUUUCGUGGUGGGCGUUUGGGGCCGCGUCAGCAUGGAGGACAUGCCCCACAAGUGAGCCCCGCCGUGUCCCUGUCCCCACCGCGGGCAUGGCACGGCGGGCGGGGGGCUGGCGCUGUCCCCUGGGUCCCCUGGCCGGGGGCUGCGCGUCCCCGCCGUGCUGACUCAGCGGCUGGGUGCAGCGGGACGUGCCUGGGGGGAGCCCCGGGGGCUGCUCCCAUCUCCCGUGGGAUUGACCCGCUAAUCCCCCCGCCCCGGGCUCGGCCGGGCUGCGGUGGCGGCGGGGGGCUCUUCAAAGGCAGCUGCACCCCCCCGAUCCCGGCUGGACCCUCCCUUUCCCCGAUGGAGGGGGCUGGGAGGGGACCCCCAUGUCCCUGCCCCUCCCGUCCGGGCCCCACCAGCUCCUCCCAGCAGGGCAGCGCUGGAGCUGGGGGUGUAAAUCCCCCAGCGAGGGGGUCCCCUGAGCCCCCAGGGCUGGGUGUCGCCAGGAUGGGGUCCCCUCCGUCCCCCCCAGCCCGUCCCUAUGGUGCUAUGGCCCUGCCACCCCCCACCCCGGGGACAGCAGGGACAAGGGAGGGCUCAGCCCCGUGGUGUCCCCGUCCUGGUGGUGGCACAGGUGGGGUCCCCGCAGCCAGCACAGCCCGUGACCUCCCCCACACCCCCCCAACACAAGGGCUGUACUUUUAAGACUUUUUUUUGUGUAUUUAUUUUGCUUUUUAUGGUUUGUAAAUAAAGUU
Molecule: messenger RNA, 3151 nt
Organism: Prinia subflava (tawny-flanked prinia)
Lineage: Eukaryota; Metazoa; Chordata; Aves; Passeriformes; Cisticolidae
Gene: TINAGL1
Product: tubulointerstitial nephritis antigen like 1
Exons: 12
Coding region: 16-2472 (818 amino acids)
Biological process (GO): proteolysis
Cellular component (GO): lysosome
Molecular function (GO): peptidase inhibitor activity; cysteine-type peptidase activity
Source: RefSeq, a predicted model, not a curated record